CGGCGACGCUGCCCCAGGCCGCCUUGGACGAGGGGCGGCUCCUGCUGCUCUGGCUGCACCAGGACCCCGAGGAGUCCCCUGCCACCGAGAGGCUCUGCAGGGAAGUGCUGCAGAACGGCCCGGUGGUGCGCACGAUCCGGCGGAGACGUACACGCUGUGGGCUGGCGACGUGAACAGAUUCGAGCCGUCCCAGAUCUCCAGGCUCCUGGACGUCACAGUCUUCCCAGCGCUGGUGGUGUGCCACCCGGUGCGGAGCGCCUACGGCGACGUCUCUGGCGCCUGCUUGGAGUGGCCGCUCGGCACGUUCGCGCAGCCAGUCUUCAAGGUCUCUCCGGACGUGGAGGGCGAGGCGCUGAACGCCGACCAGCCGGCGUCGCCGGCCGCGGCCGCCCAGGACCACCGCGAGGCCGCCGAAGCACGAGAGGUGGAGGCGGCCGCCCGCACCGCCCAGCUCGCGGAGGAGCGUCUGCUGCGGGAGGAGCAGGACCGCGAGUUCCAGGAGUCGCUGCUCAUGGACCAGAUGUCCGAGGUGCGGAGAAGCGAGGAGGCCCUGGCCGCGGCCGCCCCGCCCCCGCGGGCCACGGAGGUGGCCGCCUCCGCCGCCCGCCCUGCGGAGCAGGCCCCGCGCCUUGCCGCGAGCGCCGCCAGCUCCGCGGGCGAGUCCCCGUCCAGGGAGCGAGGGCUCUCGGACGAGGAGGAGAUGCUCAGCGCCGCGCGCGGGGCGCGGAGAUCUCGGCCGCGCCCGAGCCGGAGCCCCCCUCACGGCGCGGGGAUGGAAGUGGAACUCCAGGGGAGGGGAUCGGUGAGCGAAGAGUUGUGAGAACGUGCGCUUUCGGAGGUCCGCGCGGAUUGCUUGGAUCCGCGCUGGAGUCCCUUGGCGGCGCCGCCCCUGGCGCGCUCCGCGCGCCAGGGAAGGGGGUCCAGCGCAGAUCCAGCAAAUUCGCGGGGACCUGCGAAAAGUUGAGUGUUUGUUCUGCAAUCCCCCAAACAACGCUUGCACUUAGGGGUAUUUUAGUUCUUGCUGAGGAACUGGGCCUGUCUGGCGGUCUGGCGGCUAUGUAGCC
Prorocentrum cordatum is the source of this 1064-nucleotide messenger RNA. The record is from the annotation of a GenBank genome assembly. NCBI's taxonomy places the organism in Eukaryota, Dinophyceae, Prorocentrales, Prorocentraceae.